Messenger RNA from Anoplophora glabripennis (Asian longhorned beetle), 566 nucleotides. Its product is annotated as mitochondrial import inner membrane translocase subunit TIM14. Gene Ontology annotation, cellular component: PAM complex, Tim23 associated import motor. Gene Ontology annotation, molecular function: ATPase activator activity. Bases 135 to 479 code for a protein of 114 amino acids. Gene Ontology annotation, biological process: protein import into mitochondrial matrix. The record is from RefSeq and is a predicted model, not a curated record. The transcript is spliced from 3 exons. Lineage: Eukaryota; Metazoa; Arthropoda; Insecta; Coleoptera; Cerambycidae.
AGUCUCCAUGCCUAGAUAGAUAACGGAAUAAUUUGAGGUUAAGUUCAAAAUUUACGUUCUGGAAUUAUAAAGUUUACGACAAACAAAAUCUAAAAAUAGGAUCUAAAGUAAAGCUACCGAAUAAUUUUUCAAAAAUGAAUGGGGUAAUAUUGGCCGGGUUAGGCGUAGCUGCCGUAGCCUUUACUGGUAAAUACCUUCUGCGACAGAUGCCAAAUGCUGCCAAAACGUUUAACGAAGCUAUGAAAAAUUUACCAAACUUUGAAGCGAGUUCAAAAUAUUACAAAGGAGGUUUCGAUCAGAAAAUGAACAGGAGGGAAGCCGCUUUAAUCCUAGGGAUAAGCCCAUCAGCUAACAAACAAAAAGUAAAAGACGCGUUUAAGAAGGUGAUGGCUGUGAAUCAUCCCGAUCGAGGAGGCUCUCCUUAUUUAGCAUCUAAAAUUAAUGAGGCUAAGGAUUAUUUAGAAAAACAUUCUAGAUAACUAAUUGAUAUAUUUAGGUAUUUAUUUGAAAAUGUACAUAAAAGUAUAUAAUAUAAAAAUGUAAUUUUUAGACUAGAAAUAUAAUAA